Messenger RNA from Oppiella nova, 1335 nucleotides. The record is from the annotation of a GenBank genome assembly. Lineage: Eukaryota; Metazoa; Arthropoda; Arachnida; Sarcoptiformes; Oppiidae.
CAAAAUAUUACCUUGUUGUUAUUGUGUAGAUACGGGUGUCAAUCCGCAGGAACCAGUGGUGGAUAGGGAGUGGAUGGACGGCACCACUCGCACCUUCAUAUGCUAUGCCUGUGCCGAUGGUACUGAGUCCUUUUAUACCGGCAAUGGAUACACAUUAUAUGGACAGGCACUCAGUCACUGUAUCGCUGAAUACGCAUACGACUUGAAUUUGACACAAAUAUUUAACAAGACGUGCGAUGAGAUGAGCAGGGCAAUUAUACAACAACGUCCGGAGCUGAUUAUGAAAAACGUGGACAGGGAGUUAAUAUUCUUCGCAUACAAGUUACAGCCAACAAUGGAUAAGUCAGAAGUGCGAAACAUAUUCAUGCAAAACAUCAAUGAAUUUCUAUCACAGGCAAUUCCCGCUGAUAAUGAGUACGCUAAAAAGUCUUUCAUAUUCACCGAGUUCAAUCGCGAUCGGGAGGCGUGCAACGAGCUUGUUGAGAUUUUGAAAAAGUGUGACCAGGGUGUCGCGGCUGAAGCACUGAAGGGGUACAACCAGUCGCCCACAGACGCCAUCACGUACUCAACUGAAGUCAAGCUCGUCGUUAAGGACGCGCAGACAUUAAGGUCGGGCGCCGCCCGUUGGUUCGUUAUGGACAGCGCCCCCAGGGGGCGGGUGUUGCUAUUUUCGCAACUACCUGAGCUUAAAAAUGAGGUGGAUCGUUUUAGCGACCUCUUCCAGCAGAUGUACUUCUCGGUCGACGUACACAACGAUGUGAAGUGCGAGCAGAUUAUGGCCACACUUAAGGCGACGGCGGCCGAGGAGUUCAAAAAGGACGCCAUGAUUGUGAUGUUCAUAGGCCACGGUUACGAUGAUAUGAUCCAGGGUAGUGGUGAGGGUCAGAAUGUAAUGCUCAUCAAGACUAUUGUGGAGCAGUUUUCAGACCGUAAUUGUCACCCGACUCUGCGUCAGAAGCCGAAAGUCUUUGUGUUCAAUUGCUGCCGAGAUAAAAAACAUAACGCACUGGACAAUAGACAGAACUCCAUUGAGAGGGACUGGAUGGACGACAUCACUCGCACCUACAUAUGUUAUUCAUGUGCCGAGGGCAUUCAAGCGUUUUACACCGACAGCGGGUACACCUUAUUUGGACAGGCGUUCAGUCACUGUAUUGCUGAACACGCGUGCGACUUUAGCUUGACACAACUAUUUUACAAGACGUGUGCCCAAUUGCAAAGGGCUGAAGUACAGCAACGACCGGAAAUGUAUACGAAAAAUAUAGACAGGGAUUUGUAUUUUAACCCGGGUCUCUAUAAGGAGAAAUAACAUUGCUAGUCUAUAAACACAUUUAUUAA